Messenger RNA from Camarhynchus parvulus, 1593 nucleotides. Its product is annotated as Y+L amino acid transporter 2-like. Gene Ontology annotation, molecular function: L-amino acid transmembrane transporter activity. The transcript is spliced from 9 exons. Gene Ontology annotation, biological process: amino acid transmembrane transport. The record is from RefSeq and is a predicted model, not a curated record. The coding region runs from base 1 to 1524 and encodes 507 amino acids. Lineage: Eukaryota; Metazoa; Chordata; Aves; Passeriformes; Thraupidae. Gene Ontology annotation, cellular component: membrane.
AUGCCAACCCCUUGGCAAAAAUGCUGCAAUAAAAAGUCCAGAACUGAGAAUGCAAAAGCUGAAAUGGACAAUAUGGCAGAGACAAGUGAAAAAAUGCAGAUGAAAAAAGAAAUCACACUACUAAAUGGAAUUUCUUUAAUUGUAGGGAACAUGAUUGGCUCUGGCAUAUUUGUGUCACCCCGAGGUGUUUUAAUGUAUAGUGCUUCCUAUGGACUCUCACUGAUCAUCUGGGCACUUGGUGGGAUUUUUUCCCUGUUUGGAGCUUUGUGUUACGUUGAACUGGGAACAUCUAUCAUAAAAUCUGGAGGCAGUUAUGCCUAUAUUCUGGAGGCAUUUGGGGCCUUUGUGGCCUUCAUCAGACUCUGGUCUUCCUUGCUAAUUAUUGAACCAACAACUCAGGCAGUGAUAGCAAUCACAUUUGCUAACUAUAUUGUUCAGCCAAUUUUUCCCCACUGUGAGCCGCCGUAUGACGCAGUCAGGUUGAUUGCAGCUGCAUGUGUAUGUUCCUUAACAUUUAUUAACUGUGUUAAUGUAAAGUGGGGUACCCGUGUACAAGAUAUUUUCACAUAUGCCAAAGUCAUGGCUCUAAUCUUGGUGAUAUCUGUUGGCCUUUACAAAAUUGGCAAAGGGGAAACUGAAAACCUGAGAGCUCCGUUUGAGGGCUCAGCAACAAACCCAGGGAUGAUUGCCCUGGCUUUCUACUCUGCCCUCUUCUCCUACUCAGGAUGGGACACGCUCAACUAUGUCACCGAGGAAAUGCAGAAUCCUGAGAGGAACUUACCUCUUUCUAUUGCAAUUUCAAUGCCUAUUGUAGCUAUUAUUUACUUAUUGACUAAUAUAGCAUACUAUGUAGUAUUGGACAUGUCAGCUCUCCUCACAAGUGAUGCAGUGGCUGUGACAUUUGCAGGUGAAACCCUUAGUCAUGCCAAGUGGAUAAUUCCUAUAGCAGUGGCCAUGUCUUGCUAUAGUGGCUUAAACUCAUCAAUUAUUGCAGCAUCUCGGCUUUUCUAUGUUGGAGCCAGGGAAGGACACCUCCCUGUCAGUCUGAGCUUGAUUCACGUGAAGUGCUUCACACCGGUCCCUGCUCUCCUGUUCAACGGCUUAAUGACUUUGCUUUAUCUCCUUGUGGAAGAUGUUUUCCUCCUUAUUAAUUAUUACUGCUUCAACUACUGGCUCUUUGUGGGUCUAUCUAUUGCAGGACUAAUCUAUCUGAGAUAUACUCAGCCACAUAGACCACGACCUGUUAAACUUAGCCUCUUCUUCCCUAUAGUAUAUUGUUUGUGUUCCCUAUUCCUGAUUAUAGUGCCUCUCUACAGUGACACAAUCAAUUCCCUUAUUGGUGUUGGUAUUGCCCUCUCAGGCAUUCCUGCAUAUUAUUUGGGAGUCUACCUGCCAGUUGAAAAACGACCUAAAUGUCUACUUUGGCUCUCUGCUACAACAACGAAGUAUGUUCAGAUGCUCUUCUACUGCGCUCUGUCAGACCUGGACAUAGACGUGGAACCCACAGCAGCUAAGAGUAAAUAGAGUUGCCUCGACAUUGAGAAUUGUGCCUUGACAUCUCCUAUCUGGAACAAUUUUCAUCAUCUGAACUUC